UUUCCAGAGCUCUCAGCCCGUCACAGAAUGAGUUCUAGCCUCGUGGAGGAAAUGCCUUUGAGCCCGCCAAGUCCUCGAGGGGCACAGAGGUUCAGGAAGCCAUGGCUUUUAUGCAUGGUUCCUCUGCUGUUGCUGCUUUUCUAUACCACGGGUGCACUGAUCUUUACUUCACUCAAGGCAAUUGCCAAAGAGCCCUGUAUGGUUAAGUUCGAACUAUCAUCUUCAAAGUGGCAAAUGACAUCUCCUGAACCUCUUUGUGUCAACAUGACAUCUGACGGGAAGCUGGGGAUACUUCAGGAUGGCGAGUAUUUAAUCUAUGGACAAGUGACUCCUUUUGCUAAGAACGACAUAAAAAACUCUGCUGAAUUUAUAGUAGAGAUAAUUAAAGAUGGAAAUGUCUUACAGUCUGCAACAAAUGACUUUCAAAUUCUAACUAUAGGAGGGAUUUAUGACCUGCAUGCCGGAGAUAGCAUAUACUUGAGGUUCAACUCUGAUGACCAUGUUCAGAAAGGUGCUACAUACUGGGGGGUUGUUUUAAUGCCAGAUCUCUCAUUCAGCUCCUAGAGAUUUAGUUUGGUUUCAUCACCUUCCUCAGUGUACCCAGAGAUGCUGUUCAGUGGAUUGGAGGGGGUUGCCUGUUUGAAUGCACACAGUUUGCGGCACCUUACAAAUCAACAACACAAACAUAAUCUCUUGGCAUCAUAAGACUUUAACCCUCACAUCUGUCUGAGGAAGAUUCAGUGAGUGGGCCAAAUCCCGGAUGUUAGAUCUGGAAAUAGAGUUUCAUAAUCCAUGAUAAAAUGAAUAUUCCAAAGCAUAUCUCUCUAACUCUUGAAUCUCUGGGUGCAAAAUGAGGUCCUAUUUCCAUGAGAAUCUUACUUGGUUUGCACAAAGGGUGUUUUGCAGCAGCCUGGCCUUUUUCUCAUGGUAAUUUCCUUGAGCUGUUUACCUUAAUCCCUUCAUACUCUCACCUUCUGAGAGCCUCCUAAUGAAAAGCUGUCAGAUUGGUGGGGUGGCCACGAUAUGCCAAGAGCACCUCCUUUUACACGUGAUAUUUUUAGAGGACAGAGAACACUUUGAAAGCUAUUGGGACAGAAGUGGCGAUGGCAUGGAAUGAAAUUGAUCUGGGGAAUUUUUCUUGAUUUUGUCAUCCACAGGAUGCAGGUUCAUCCUGAACUUCCGUGCAAGCCUUUAUUGCUUUUGUGUGUAUGUGUGUAUAGGAAAACGAGUUUGUACUAGCAGUCAUUAGAUUUAGCCCAAGAAAUUGGUGUUUCUCUAGUGCAUUAUGUAAUGAUUCCAAAUUUUUAGUUGGUAUUCCCUAAUUGACAAAUACAUUGGUUUUCCUAUACUACACAACUCUAUGAUGUUAAUGGAGUAGAUAUUUUUAGAAAAAAAUUGAACAAUGAUAACAUGGACAGAUGGAUCAUAAGACUCUCACCUCAACUCAGAACUCACAAUGAAUGGAGUGGGGUCUUGCCAUUCACAUGGUCCCCGAUAUGAAACUGGUAUUUUCUACCAUCUCUAAAAUGGAAUAAAUUAUACAUCUCUAAAAUGGAAUAAAUUCAGCUUUCAAAUGGAUGCAUCGCAUUUACCCCAAGGUGGCCAGAAUGAAGCAACGAGAGACUUCCUUUACCAGCAGACUUUCCUCUUCUUGCCUGGAGCAAGAAAAGCCAGGAUGACCCUGUUGGAAGAGCAUGCUGAGGUCUCAAAGUAAUGAAGAACACUCAUGUUCAAAUUUUGGAUUCUGCUAAAUUUAACCAGCUUGUGAGUUCUUGUUGAAAAGUAUUUUAAACCAAUUUAUAAUAUUUAUGGGUAUUUGUGAAAAACUGUAUUAUAAUUAAGUUUUAUAUAGGGCUAAUUUAAAAAUAUCUUUAUUGUAUGUAACAAGAAUACUUAUUGUAGGCUAAGCUAUUUCUUAUUUUUUUAUGAAUACUUGCUGAGCUGAAUUGCUAUAGAGUACAAAGACCCUUGUGUCUGCAUAUUGUCUCAGGAAACUAAAAUUAUGUUAUAUGUAUUUAUAGAAACCUGUUAGUGUUGAUAUUUGAUGUGUUGCAAGCAGCCCUAUGCUGGCAUGGGCUGCCACUACUUCAUAAAAACUGAUUGUUUAAUUCCUUUGAAUUGUGCAGUUUGGGAACUUUUAUGCCAUGGAGGUUGACAAACACUACAAACAGAAGCAUUUCUUUUGGAAAACUGGUUUACUAGGACACCAUUCUUUGUAAAAAGGUGUGCAUCUGUGUUGUGUGUGUGUUUGUGUAUAUUGUGUUGUAUGUGAUUGUGUAGGUGUGUGUGUGUGUGUGUGUUGUGGGAGAGCCUGUUCAUAUGAGUAUGUAUUUGUGUCUUCCUUAGCUGCUCUCCACCUUAGUCUUUGAGACAAGGUCUCCCACUGAACCUGGAGCUCAUUUAUUUGGGUUGGCUGGACCACCAUUUGGCUCUAGGGAUCUGCCUAUUGCUGCUUUACCUCACCACCCACAGGUCUUCGGUCACAGAUGUGUACCACCAUGUCUGACUAGUACACGUGGUUUGGGGAUCUGAACUCCAGUCCUUAUGCUUCCAUAGCAGGCGUGUUAUCAAUGGAGCUAUUUCUUUGAAACUUAAUGAUGUCAUUCUGCCCCAGCCUCAUUCUUAGGGCAAUCAAGGCAGACAAAAUGACACAAUGAUAUUGUCACACUCGCAGCAAAGGUCCAAAAGCAUUGUGAUUCUUUUAGAACCCAGAAGAGGUUUCCAUACUUCAGACAGACGGAUAGCUACCAACACACAGCAUCUGAAUUUCUCCCAAUGUUAUCAUUUCAGCCUUUGCUUCCAAUGUAUACUCAGUUCCUUUUCUGUAUUUUAAGGCUAUAAUAAAGUGUGUAUUUUUAACUGUA
This is a messenger RNA of Alexandromys fortis (reed vole), 2864 nucleotides long. RefSeq names its product TNF superfamily member 18 (gene Tnfsf18). Gene Ontology annotation, molecular function: tumor necrosis factor receptor superfamily binding. The coding region runs from base 28 to 564 and encodes 178 amino acids. The transcript has 3 exons. The record is from RefSeq and is a predicted model, not a curated record. Gene Ontology annotation, biological process: T cell proliferation involved in immune response; regulation of T cell proliferation; tumor necrosis factor-mediated signaling pathway. NCBI's taxonomy places the organism in Eukaryota, Metazoa, Chordata, Mammalia, Rodentia, Cricetidae. Gene Ontology annotation, cellular component: cell surface.